Molecule: messenger RNA, 2031 nt
Organism: Phacochoerus africanus (Common warthog)
Lineage: Eukaryota; Metazoa; Chordata; Mammalia; Artiodactyla; Suidae
Gene: RSPO1
Product: R-spondin 1
Exons: 6
Coding region: 630-1418 (262 amino acids)
Source: RefSeq, a predicted model, not a curated record
GACUAGCCCCUCUACCGGCUGGGAGCUCCGGAGGAGCCAAGCGCAAAGGAGAGCCCCAGCGCGGGCGGAAAGCGGGGAGCGGCCGGCCGGAGCGGGGCACUGCGGAGAGGAGGGCCGGACCGGGCCGCCCCAAAGGACCGAUGCGCCGGGUGGGGCGCUGGCCCCGGAGGGCGUGAGCCGCCCGCAGAUUGAGCAACUUGGAAACCGGCGGGCGGAGCGCGGGCGCGCUGGGCGCCCAGGACAGUUCCGCGGCGGGCGGGUGAGCUGGCCGCGCCCUCGCCCCUCCCGGGCCUGCCCCCGCCGCGGCUGGCAGCGCGGAGGUUGGUUUUUGGAGGUGUCCCUGCUGAAGUGACAGAGUUCUCCCAUGUGACACCCCGAGGUGCCUUUGAGGAAAGUUCUCUGGACCUCUUACGGGCUGAUGAAGAAGUGGGCUUCCCACACCCUCUUUGUCUCCAGCUGAGAUUAUGGUGGAUUUGGGAUACAGGGUGGAUUUGGGAUACAGCCCAGGCCUGGGCCUCCUGCUGCUGACCCAGCCCCGGAGGCGUUAGCAAGAGCCCUGUGCCGUCCACAAGCGCCCCCCCACCCCGAGACCACCCCUCCUACCAGGGGCCUGGAGCUGGCGAGUGACUAUGCGGCUUGGGCUGUGUGUGGUGGCCCUGGUUCUGAGCUGGAUGCAUCUCGCCGCCGGCAGCCGGGGGAUCAAGGGGAAGAGGCAGAGGCGGAUCAGCGCCGAGGGGAGCCAGGCCUGUGCCAAAGGCUGUGAGCUCUGUUCGGAGGUCAACGGCUGCCUUAAGUGCUCGCCCAAGCUGUUCAUCCUGCUGGAGAGGAAUGACAUCCGCCAGGUGGGCGUUUGCUUGCCAUCCUGCCCUCCUGGAUACUUCGAUGCCCGCAACCCCGACAUGAACAAAUGCAUCAAAUGCAAGAUCGAGCACUGCGAGGCCUGCUUCAGCCAUAAUUUCUGCACCAAGUGUAAGGAGAGCUUGUAUCUGCACAAGGGCCGCUGCUAUCCCGCCUGUCCCGAGGGCUCUGCGGCUGCCAACGGCACCAUGGAGUGCAGCAGCCCGGCACAAUGUGAAAUGAGCGAGUGGUCUCUGUGGGGGCCGUGCUCCAAGAAGAAGAAGCUCUGUGGCUUCCGGAGGGGCUUGGAGGAGCGAACGCGGAGGGUGCUCCAGGCCCCUGGGGGAGACCACGCCAUCUGCUCCGACACCAAGGAGACCCGGAGGUGCACUGUGCGGAGGACGCCCUGCCCCGAGGGCCAGAAGAGGAGGAAGGGUGGCCAGGGCCGGCGGGAGAACGCCAACAGGAACCCCAGCCGGAAGGAGGGCAAGGAGGCGGGCACCGGUGCUCGGAGACGCAAGGGCCAGCAGCAGCAGCACCAGGGGACAGUGGGGCCGAUCACCUCUGCGGGACCCACCUAGGGACACCAUUCAGCCUCUGGGCCCAUGUAGAAAGAGUCCAGCACUGCUCUGUGUGAUGACAGCUUUACCGAACCCGAGCCCUGGGAGCAACAUGUACACACACUCUCCGUACAUAGAGGGACACGCAGAUACAGACACACAGACCCUAUGUCCAAAGGUGUUACUGACAUACAUGCAAAAGUGUGCACGUGUGCGCAUGCGCACACACACAGACAUAUACACACACACACACAAUCGAAGCUACGGGAAGACACUUCUAUUCCUCGGACAUCACUGAGUGAGCGGGGCAGGGAGGCAGAGGGGGCAUCUCUGCCCGAAAUAAGGCCCAGAGGCACACACUUUGGUUUGUGAUGCUCCCAGGCAACGUGUCAGAGAGAACGUUUUCCAGCGUCCAAGCCCAAACUCUGCAGAGUGGAGCUUUCUGCAGGAGCUGCUAGAACCAGCCUGGUGUGGCAGACAGGAGCCAAAGUUCAAGGACUGUUCAGCCUCUCCAGCUGUGUGACUUUAUCCUUGGAGAGUAUUGUUACACACCCAUGAUCCACAUCAGGGCUUUCCUGACUCUGAAAACUGCUUAAAGGUUUAUUUCAAAUUAAAAAUGACUACCAAAUGACAA